AUGCAAUUAUCGUUCCUGGACUUUGAAGUCGAGUUCGACUUUCCUCACCGAGGCCGUCUUCUCACCACGUUCCGCGUCGAUGGAGUACCAAAAAAUUCGAAAAGAACAGUAGAUCAGUGCCUUGCCGAUAUCAUACUAACACCAUCAGGAUGCCCUUUGACCGAUCUCGAGUACGCUGACGAUCUUUUUAUAUUCUCGGAAAGCAGAACAAAACUUCAUCGUGUUGCCAACCUUGUAUUGAAGCUGGCUGCAGCCUAUGGACUACGUCUACACCCUUAUAAAUGCAAGCAGAUGUAG
Messenger RNA from Necator americanus (New World hookworm), 297 nucleotides. RefSeq lists its product as uncharacterized. The record is from RefSeq and is a predicted model, not a curated record. Lineage: Eukaryota; Metazoa; Nematoda; Chromadorea; Rhabditida; Ancylostomatidae. The transcript is spliced from 2 exons. Bases 1 to 297 code for a protein of 98 amino acids.